AUCACAACUUUCCCAUUCCAUCAGUCAUUACAGCAAACGGUUUCGCUGUUCAAACAGGUCCUCCAUUUCAGAUCUAGCGUUAGGGUUUCCUCCUCCCACUCCGCCAUCGAGAUCAUCCACCACGCCCCCGCGAUCGAUGUCCUCCGCUUCUCGUUCUGUGGCGGGGUACGGUGCCAUUCCCACCGCAGCGCCCGCGCGGGCCCCCGGAGCACCCGCCUCCCGCACCGUCGAGAUGUUCUCCCGCGCCAAGGAGCGCGGUAGGGCCCUGGUGGCCACCCGGCGGCCGUGGCGCGAGCUGGCUGACCCCUCCGCCUUCUCCCGUCCCUACGGUUACCGCGACGCCAUGGCCCGCGUCCGCCGCAACCUCGCCUACUUCCGCGUCAACUACGCCCUCGCCGCCCUCGUCGUCCUCUUCUGCAGCCUCCUCUGGCACCCCAUAUCGAUGAUCGUCUUCCUCGCCGUCUUCCUCGCCUGGUUCUUCCUCUACUUCUUCCGCGACGAGCCGGUCGUGCUCGUCGGCCGCACCCUCGACGACCGCCUCGUGCUGGCUGCUCUCUCCCUGAUCACCGUGGUUGCUCUGGUGUUCACCCAUGUCGGAUUGAAUGUACUGGUCUCGCUUAUCAUUGCUGCUGUGCUCAUCGGGCUUCACGCGGCAUUCCGCAUCACGGAUGACCAAUUUCUCGAUGAACAGGAGGCGGCUGAUGAAGGCUUGCUUUCGUUUGCCGGAUCCUCAAUGGGGGAGGCUUAUGGCCGGGCGUGAUCCUACUCACUCCCCAUCGGAGACGGAUUUGUCCUCUAUUAUGCUGAGAUGAAAUUCCCAGGAAGCAUUUAUUGAUGCAAGGUUGUGACGGAUUCAUCGGAGAAUGCAUGAUCUUAUUGCUAAAUUGGAUCAUAUUGACUAUGCCCUGCAUCUUCACCUUUCUGGUCCUAAUACGCAUCUGCAAAAUAAGAAUACCCCUUCUCCGACUCCACCCCAAGAAUGGAGAGGAGAAGAGUAGGCAGCAUCGGAUACCACUCAGGGGAUCCCCGGACGUCUCUCGAUCGCAAGCAGAAGCCGGCAGGCACCACAAAAUUCAGCGGCCUGCAUCGGUUCAACGCUUCGCUUGCCGGUGAGCGUUGCCUGAAAUCGACGCAUUCUUCUGUCCAUGACUCGUCACUGCCUUUGUUGAGGACCACAGGUUCAUGCGAGCAGUCCACCCAAGCAUGUGUCUGAUACGUUUGUGUUGACUGUGAAGUCCUGAGAGCUUUACAUGGAAGAGGAGUUUGUGGCUGGUCCAGUGCGUGCAUGGUCACUUUCGCCUACAUGCUCAAUAAUGGCUGCGGUACAUCCACCUUGAGCAGUUUCCAGUCCCCAUCGUCUCCGAAAGAUUUGAAUCCCUUUCCUGGAAAUAGACCAAGAAGAUGUUACAUGAGUUGAGAGCUUCGUGGUAGAUUUUAGAUCUCCACAAGGUAGAACAAAUUGCCAUCCUUAGUCAUCGGGAAGCCAAUUCCAACAAGUCUCCCGUACACUCGCUCUGCAGUCUUCCCUUGAACCGGGACGGACAUAUCUGGAAUGGGGCAAGUGCUCAGAAUCUAACAAGAACAGAGUUACAGCAGCAUCUGUACAAUCUCACAACAUCAAGCACAAGAAAUGUAGUGAGGGUGCCCAACCACUUCCCUUCGGUCUGCCUAUUUGCGUUAAGGCUUUUCUGAAUGCUAAGCUUGGACGAGUGCUUAACCUGAUCUGCAUCCUCCAUCCCCUCAACAUCAGACCAGAAUCUGAUGACGGAAGAGAUACCCAAACCACACACACAGCGAGCAACACACCAGCAGAUGACACCGUGAAGAAAGGAAACAGAGAACAGAGACCACUGUUUCAAGGGUCUCCUCCUCCAUGGAUCCUGGAACUUACGAAGAAGAAGAUUAUUAUUACAGACAAGCUGAGGAGGCUCAUGAAUCCCCCCCACCGUCAUACCAUGCAAACACUAUGUCUCCCAGCUCUGCCUUCAACUCCUCCCAGCAAAAGUCUUCACCUUCGCUGCUGCCACUAUCGCCGCUGUCUUCGAGUUUUAGCUCCACUAGCAGAAGCGGCGAGGCCACCUCCAAUACCUCGACCGACAAGAUCGACCCCCACCUCGCCACUGCUGAUCCCUUUCUUGUCUCCACCAUGUAGCCCAGUUUCUCUCCGGUCGCGUCGAUCCUCUCCAUGAUCUUCUCGACGGACUGCGUCGAAGUGAACCUCUUCUCCUUCUUCUUCUUCUUCUUAUCGCCGUCGUCGAACAGCCCCGAGAGGUUCAAACCCGACGACAGGGAUAUGAGCUCGAACGCGUUCAGGAUGGGAGUGAGAUCGUUUCUUGUGGUCGGAGGAAGGUGCGCCAUGCUACUGAGCUGCGAGUCCAGGCUCAAGGACCGCUUCAGCCACGGGUGCUCCAUCAAUGCGCCGAUGGUGAUCCUGGUCUCGGGGUUGGGGUCCAGCAGCCGGAGCAGCAGCCGACGCGCCGACGGGGAGACCCACGGCGGCAGCUCAUACUCGCGCUUGUGGAUCUUCCGGUACAUGAGGACGAGGUUGGCGUCGUCGAAGGGCAGGGAGCCAGCGAGGAGGACGAAGAGGAUGACGCCGCAGGACCAGGCGUCGGCCUUGGCGCCGUCGUAGCCCUUCCGGCGGAUAACCUCAGGGGCGGUGUACGCCGGGGUGCCACAGGCGGUGUGGAGGCGACCGUCGCGGAGCUGCUCGGGCAGCGCGGCCAGGCCGAAGUCGGACACCUUGAGGUUGCCGUCGCGGUCGAGGAGGAGGUUCUGGGGCUUGACGUCGCGGUGGGCGACGCCGCGGGCGUGGCAGUAGUGCAGGGCGGAGACGAGCUGCUGGAAGUAGCGGCGGGCGACGGACUCGGGGAGGCGGCCUCGGCGGGCGACGCGGGCGAGCAGGUCACCGCCGGGGGCGUGCUCCACGAUGAGGUAGAUCUUGGACCGGGUGGCCAUGACCUCGUAGAGCUUGAGGAUGUUGGGGUGGGAGAGGCGGCGCAUGGCGGCCACCUCGGUGAGGAAGCUGCGGGACAACCCGGAGUCGACCAGCUCGGGCUUGUCGAGGACCUUGACGGCCACGGCGCCACCGUCUGAGAGGGAGCGCGCCAGGUAGACCUUAGCGAAGGUGCCGCGGCCGAGGAGGCGGCCCAGCUCGUACCUUCCGAGGAGGACCUCGGAGUGGCGCUUGGCGGAGUUGGGAUUGGGAUUGGGUGCUGGGCGGUGGUGGUCCAUGGAAGGAGAAAGAGAACAAGAGACACCACAGCUCAGAGAGCGGCAGUCUCGCGCUCUGUUUCCUCUCCUGUCUGCCCCCGUUGGGGGGUGGGAAGAAUUAAGUACAGGUUGUAUAUAUGUACCAACCAAGGCACCGUCGCACCCUUUUCCUCCA
Musa acuminata AAA Group (dessert banana) is the source of this 3388-nucleotide messenger RNA. RefSeq names its product PRA1 family protein F2-like. Gene Ontology annotation, cellular component: Golgi apparatus; endoplasmic reticulum. Gene Ontology annotation, biological process: vesicle-mediated transport. The record is from RefSeq and is a predicted model, not a curated record. Bases 137 to 760 code for a protein of 207 amino acids. The transcript is spliced from 2 exons. Lineage: Eukaryota; Viridiplantae; Streptophyta; Magnoliopsida; Zingiberales; Musaceae.